Messenger RNA from Gymnodraco acuticeps, 560 nucleotides. It is a transcript of the gene ndufa12, whose product is annotated as NADH:ubiquinone oxidoreductase subunit A12. Lineage: Eukaryota; Metazoa; Chordata; Actinopteri; Perciformes; Bathydraconidae. The transcript is spliced from 4 exons. Gene Ontology annotation, biological process: mitochondrial respiratory chain complex I assembly; response to oxidative stress. Gene Ontology annotation, cellular component: membrane. The coding region runs from base 60 to 497 and encodes 145 amino acids. The record is from RefSeq and is a predicted model, not a curated record.
GGACCUGUUUUUUUUUUCUUACCGCACAUCGGUCCGUCCGGUAAUUGUUCCGUCUAAAGAUGGCGGGGUAUCUUCAUGUCGUCCGAAGGGCUUUGGGACAACUAGGAGGUCAUGGAGGAGUCAAAGGGUUGCUGGUUCAGUUUUUCAGGGCGAAUGAUGUGAAGACAGGAGCCCUGAUUGGUGUGGACAAAUAUGGAAACAAAUACUUUGAGGACAGCAAAAACUACUUCUUUGGACGCCACCGCUGGGUGCUCUACACCACAGAGAUGAACGGAAAGAACACCAUGUGGGAGGUGGACGGCAGCAUGGUUCCAGCUGAGUGGCACUGCUGGCUGCACUCUAUGACAGACAACCCCCCCACCACUCACCCUCCAGAGCCCAAGAAGUUCCUGGCUCAGGUCCACCAGUUCAACGUGAGCGGCAGCUCGAAGCAGUACGUGCCCUUCCCCACCACCUCCAAGAAGAUCCACGAGUGGGUUCCCCCCAAAGCACAGUGAACCCUCACUGCUUAUUUGUAAAUUAUGGUAUCAUGUCCUGAAUAAAAUCUCUAUACAGACCUU